This is a messenger RNA of Manis javanica (Malayan pangolin), 5648 nucleotides long. Lineage: Eukaryota; Metazoa; Chordata; Mammalia; Pholidota; Manidae. The record is from RefSeq and is a predicted model, not a curated record.
UUCCUGCCCCUCUCCUGGGCUGGUGAGAGGGCAGUGACCCUCAGUUUGACAUGAGUCUCUCCUACAGGGGCAGUGCUGCACAGGGGUAGAAGCCAGGGUGCCCCAGCAGGUGAGGGGCUGAGGCCCACCACCCACACCUUGCAUAUGGGGCUCCUCUCAUUGGGGCCGGCCUCCGGCUGGGGCAGAGCACAUGCCCUGGGCCGAGGGACACUGGCCACGCAGCACCUUCCUUUCCUGGGACCUCCUCUGCCGCGGACCUUGGGCCUCCAGUGGCCCACCCAGCAGGGGUGCUGCCUGGACAGUACUGAAGCCAGCCUUGGGGCUGCGUCCUCGCACAGAGGCAGCCAGCGAGCUCCUGGCUGGAGCCAGCCGGCAUCAAUGGAUGAGGAGGACGAGGCCCCCAGCUCCAUGUGGCUCCCUCUGCGGACCCUGGAUGGGCCAAGCCUGCCUGAACCCGACCCCCUGGACCUGGAAGGAGCCCUCUCCACCUGCUUCCCCGGCUUCUGUGUCCCCAGUGGCCACAUUCCCAGGGACCUUCCAGCCCUCUCCACCCUCCUCCACAGCACCCCUGCCCUCUGGGAGACCCGCUGAGGCCUCUGAGUUUGAGCUGCGGCUGCUGGACUCCCACCGACAGCAGGGUGCGCUGCUUGCCUCCUGGUCCUGGCAGCAGAACGUGUUGAUGGCCCAGCAGAACCUGCUCCAGCAGCGGCUGGCUGAGCAGAUCCAGCGGCUGGCUGAUGGUGUUGAGGCCCUCAACCAGACCCUCGAUGGGAGGAGGCUCGCCCCUGGUCCUAGACAGCACCCCUGCUGGCGGAGUGGCCCAGGGACCCGUCAAAUGCAGCCCCCAGGACACCCACAUGGGCCUGGAGGUCUUCUCAGGGAUGAUCCUGAAGGUGGAGGAGGAGGCCUAGGGUCUGGUCCCUGGGGACCAUGGACAGAGCAGAGACAUUAGUCGUCCUCCUUUUAAGAGGGGCUGAGGGAGCGGUGGGUGAAGAUGGGGCCUCGACGGAGCCAGAGGGGGCGUGGAUGUCUGCCUGUGGUCACCCCUUCCAUGGCUGGCUCUGCGGGGCUCAGCGACACGCUGGGAAAGGCCUCCCAGAGUCAGCCUCCCAGGGGCCAGGGCAGAGGCCACUCCACGAGCCGCAGCCGGAGGAGGCGGAGGGGCGCCGGCCGAGAGCCCGGCCUCUGGUCCUCACCCGGCUCUGACCAGCUGGAUUGAGGGCCAGGGAGGACACGGCGCCUCCGGCCGCUGACGGUGAAUGAGCAGGCAGCCGCCCCUGCUCUCAGCUGGGCCGCCCUCUGUGCUCCGCGCUCAGGCCCUGCACGGAGGCCGGGGCCUUUCCCGGCUCUCAGCAAUUCCUCUGGCCGUUCCUCCUCUGGCCCUUGUGCAGCCCCUUGGUAUGGCGCCAACUUCAAGCACUGCCGGGCAGGGGUCAGGCCACAGCCACGUAGCAUGAGAGCCAGUGAGGCUGAGGGGAGAGCAUGUGGCCCUGUCCACCAGCCUCGUGGGCCUGGCCUCAUGCCCUCCUCUUCCCCUUUGCCUCCUCCUGACCCUGUCCUGACUCCGCUGUGGUGCUGGUGGUCUAGGAUGCCUGCUUUCCUGCUCUGAGCAGCAGGACUGGCAGGGCUGAUAAAAAGCCUUAUCCAGAAGCAGGAGGCGGAAGUACCAGCGUGGGCUGGACAGGGUGCUGGUCCCAGGAUGCCCAGGGAAGCCCCAGGGCCAAGAAUAGCCAAGCCCAGGGGUCACGGGCACAGUGGGAGGGAUCUUCCUGCUUUUCUGUUCCUACCACCGGCCAGCAGCAUGCCUGUGACCGUCCGUAAGAGAGUCUCCACCGCAGGACUCUGCAGCCGCCCACCCAGCUGCCGACUGCCGCACCGCCCACUUGUCUGCUACCACCUCUCCUUCUGUGGGUCCACCUGGCACCACUGACUCCCCAUGGCAGCCUGUCACUCACAUGGCUCCUCCUGAGCAGCUUUCCUUCCUCCCUGCGAAGCCCCCUCUCCAUCUCAGUGCCACCUCCGAGAAGCCCUCGAAAAUCCUCAUUCCAGGGGAAGGGAUGACCCUCCCAUCCACAAACAGAUGCACACGGUAGUGGAUGUCUGCUCCCACAUCAGCACCGGGCGCUGCUCCUUGGCCCCUGUUCCAGUGUCUGCCAGCCGGGCCCUGGUCGCACUGACCCUGACCUGACCGCGGUCCGCCCCGUAUCCCUACCUGGCCAAGCCCUAAGUGGUGAGACAGCGAAAACACCCCGGCGGGGAGGGCCGUCCUCCCAGGGCCGCCAUCUGCUGUAGACACAACACUAAACAUGUGAACGGUUGUUUGGUGACUGUUACUCUGAGCUGAAACUGGGUUCGGCUGCAUCUGACAGAGGCCCAGAAUGAUGUGUGUGGAUGCCGCAGGCAUGGCUCUUACAGAAGAGAAGGUCAGUGAGGCAGAGCUGGCAGGUGUCCCCACGGGCCUCGAAGACCCCAGCGAUGGGCAGUCUCCACUCCGCUGUGGCGCUGGUGGUCCAGGACGCCUGCUGUCCUGCUCUGAGCAGCAGGACUGGCAGGGCUAAGAAGGGUGCACCAUCCCGCAAGGACACCUCUGCUUGCGUCACAUCCCUUUGGCUGGAAGUGGGCCAGGUGCCCAGGCUGUGUUGCUGAGAAGCCAGGAAUGUCUGUGGUGUUGCCUAACAUGGAGGUUCUGUUGCUGUGGGGGGUAGGGGGUAGGGUUGCCAAGCAGGCAGCCAGCACCCAACUGUGGGGCUGAUGGGAGACCUGCCAUCCUGAGGGCAGGGAGGCCUCUGAGGAAGGUAUCCAGGCAGAGGCCUUAAAGAUGACUUGGCAGCCAUCAGCGAGGCCAGGAGAGUGAGGGGGAUGGUGUGGAGGGGGGCCAGCAGUGUCCAGGCGGACAAUCAGCAAUGAGGAUGGGGAAAAGCCACCCACCCCUGCUUUGGGCACAGAGAAAGAGCAUCUCCAGAGGGGAGCCAGCAAAGGCUGCAGCGCUGGGGUCAGGCAGCGUCCUGUGCCUCCGAAGGGCCCCGGGGUAGGGAAGGAAGGGUCCUGAUUUGGAGCUCUGAGAAGGUGUCAGUGGCCACUCCAGGACACGGUCGUGCGGCAUCCUGUGACUUGCAUGCAAGGCCUUUGUGGCAUGUUCCAGAAGCAACAGGCAGGAGAGCGGCUGGGGUGGUUCUGUUAGAGCUCGGCAGGCUGCAGGUCCCCCCAGCCCUGGGCAGGUGGUCAAUGUGAGCCUGGAGCGGGGAUGAUGUUCAGGGUCAGGGGGCGCCAGGGGCAGGCCUCCAGCUGGUUUCGGUCCUCCAAGUUCAUGCCCUUCACCCACACCGAGCUGCCUCCCCAGGAGGUGAGCCUCGUCCAUCCAACCCAGGAUGAGCGAGACCAGGUCCCCUCGCUGGGGGUACUUCAGUGGGGGAGGGGGGCAGCUCAGACCUCCUGGCCUGUGUGGGUUACAUGCCCAGGCUGAUCUCCUGCUGCAGAGCAGGAAAUAACCUGCGACGUCAAAUGCUUUGCCGGCUCACAGAAAGCAAAUAAAUAGCCAAUAGCCAGUCUCCACCUACCCCCACCCUCCAACCCCGGCCCACCGCCCCAAUCGAAAGGGCCUAUAUGGGAAGCAAGUGGAAAGCUGACCUGAGUGAGAUCCAGACCUGGCUGAAGCCCUUUCUGGGGGAAUGGGCCUCGGCAGACCCCUGGUGCUCGGAGUGCGUGAGCCAGCGAGAUGGCUCCAUCUGUAAGGGGGCAGGUCGCUGGGGGAACAGCAGAAAACAGAACAACAGCGUAAGGCCCUGUUAUGGGCUGAGUGGUGUCCCCCAAAUUCAUAUGUUGAGUCCUAACCCCCAGCACCUCACAAGGUGGCUGUGUGUGGAGAUGGGGUCUUUACAGAGGUGAUUAAGGGGAAUGAGGUCACGUGGGUGGCCCUGGUCCAGUCUGACUGGUGCCCUCAUAACAUGAGGCGAUCAGGACGCAGACCCGCACAGAGGGACAACCAGGUCAGGACACGGGGAGAAGGUGGCAUCUGCCUGCCAAGGAGAGGGGCCUCAGGAGGGCCCAGCCCUGCGACACCUGGGUCGUGGCCAUCCAGCCUCCAGACUGGGAGACAAUAAAAUCUGUUGAUUGUAUCCUCAGCCUGGGGGAUUUGGGUACGUCAUGCAGUCUGCGCGGACCACCUCACACAGCUCAAACGACUUCAGCUGUGGAAAUUAGCUGGGUCACAAUGUCGGACAGUUUCUAAGAAAUAUUUUUAAAAGAUGAGAUCACAAACAUGAGCAAUAAUAGAUUAUCAGAAGUCACCGAGUGUGUCUGGAAAGGAUCAGUUACAGCCUUUAAGAGCUCAGUGCGUAGGUCAGGCAGUGCAUUUGGUCCCAGAUGAGUGAGAAGUGGCAAGCUGGAGGCCUGUCUGGAGGAAUGUGCAUGGCGAGAGGGAGAAGGGGGCUGCAGUGGAGGGACUGAGACAGAGAUGGGUGAGAGACCCCACACCAUGGGACUGGAGGCCGAGGAGGAAUGGAGCUACUGCAGGAGAGGCGGCGAGGCCGCACCGGCCAGCCCUGGGGCUGCACGAAUGCAGGAAGCACUUGAUGCCCAGUGGUGGAAAUAGAAGGAUGAGGCCACGGUGAAGAGACGGCAGAUGCUGCACCGAAGGGACAGAAGGGGUGCGCGUCUCCCAGCCAGAAAGGGAAGGAGGGAUGACGAUCUGCUCAUGGCAGCUCACGGUGGGCAGCCGGGCAGCAACGAGGUACGUCUGCAAAGCAGUGGGAAGACCAGUCAGUCGCCCUAGGGUGGUGCACCCACAGAACUGCCUGUCAAGGACAAAGACAAAAUGCGGACAUUUCCAGACAAGUGAAAACCGUGAGGGUUUCCCACCCUCAAAGAGACUUUUGCUAAAGCAGUUGCUGAAGGGUGGGCGGCAGUUUGGAAACCCGGCUGGGAGGCUGGGAGUGAGGACGCUGGGCAGCGUGUAGGCAGACCUGACCAUUGACUGGGCAAGUAAUAAAGCUAGUCUGUGAUGAAGUAACCAUUCUGACACGAUGCCUGCUCUGUGGGGUUAAAUGUUUAGAAAGGACAGAACAGCAGCCGGACAGUGAUUACGUUUGUUAGGGGCCUGAGCUCGUGUUUCUUACAGGGAGGUUAAAUGCUGGUUGAUUUUAGCUCGUUAGUAACUGUAUAUGGGGGAAACUCAAGGGUUCCUUCAUUAAAAUUACAAACUUGCACUCCAUAAAACACCCUGUGAAGAGGGUGAAAAGACAAGCUACUCCCUGGGAGAAAGUACUCGCAGCUCACACAUCUGAUAGGCUUGUGUCAUGAGCAUUGGGGACUCUGGGUUCUGCAGAAAGGAAACACGAUUCAGCAGGAGAGCAGGCCCAAGGGCCGAGCAGACCUCACCAAAGGGGACAUGGGGUAGUGGGCAGGCAUCCGAGAUGCUCACCACCACCAGCCACUAGAAAACUGAGCCACAGCAAGGUGCCACUCAGAAAGGCUCAGACAAGCGAUGGGGGCCCCAGAGGAGCUGGGCCAUUCCUGCACUGCCAGUGGGGAUAUGAGGUGACAGAAGACUGGUGGUUUCUCAAAAAUUUAAAUAUACACUUACAAUACUGCCCAGCAAUUGCACUCCUGGGCAUUUAUCCUAGAAAAAUAAAAGUCAUGUUCAUGCAAAA